Molecule: messenger RNA, 591 nt
Organism: Arabis nemorensis
Lineage: Eukaryota; Viridiplantae; Streptophyta; Magnoliopsida; Brassicales; Brassicaceae
Source: the annotation of a GenBank genome assembly
AUGCAAGAUUCAAAGACCUCAUCUGCAAGAAAACCUUGGUACCAAAGAGCAAUGGCGGUCGCGAGACUCGCCACGAACUGGAGAACAAACCCUAAAUCACCACCAGAGAUUCAGAUUCGUCCUUCACGAAACCGUAGCGUCAACAAAUCAAAUCAAAUUCAUCAUCAGCUAAGGAAAUGCACGUCUCUGAAAGUAGCUGCUAAUUCAUUCACUAGGGUUUGUCUUUGUGCUCCGAUCGGUCCAUACGACGACGUUUUCAUAAACUAUGUACCUCCAAGAAGAAGCUCAAGCUAUCCUCCUUCGAGGCCUCUUCCGGUGGUGACUGAGACGGCGGUUACUGUGGCGGUGGCGACGGCGAGGAUGAGUGUGGAUUCAGGGAGGAGGGUUUUUAGAGGGAAAUCGUUGAAGGAGAAUGCGUUGAUGAGGAGAUUUGUUGUGGCGGAGGAAGAAGCAAUGAUGGAGAAUAGAAGAAGAGAUCAAAUGGAGAUUGUGAGGAAGAGAAAUCAAAUGAGGAGGAAGAAGAAGCUUGGACCUAGUCCUCUUAGUCGUAUGGUUAUUGCUGAAGAUGAUGAACAAGUUUUUCAUCAAUGA